AGGCUUGGAAGAGAUGACCAUAUGAAUUUAAGGAUAACCCAUGGUAGGGUGGAAGAUCGGAAUCCAGUAAUUUAUGAGAGGCAUCACUACAUGUACUUUCUCCAUCAAAAAAAUGAUUGUCUUUCCCAUCAAAAGAAGGAUAAUUACAUUUCCCAUGAAAAAAAUGACGAGUGUGAUGACGAUGGAGGGUCUGUCAUUGAUUUGGAUGGGAAGGUCUCUGGACUGGUUAACAAGAACCUUGAAAAUUCUUUUGUACCUUCUUGUAUCUUGGAUAAAUGCGUGGAUUUGUGGCGCAAGUUUCGGUGCUGCAUCCCUCGGCUCCAUUUACGAAUGAAAUUUAGUUCCAUCAAGUUUCUAGACCCAAUACAAAUUGAGAACAUGUGGCGCAUGUAUAAAAUCGAGGACGGCCUUAUUGUUAAAGAGGUGUCAAAAGAAUCACAUGCUGAGAAACUUGGAAUCUGCAUUGGUGAUAUUAUUGAACGUUUUAAUGGAGAACGCGUAUCUACUACAGUUGAGUUGGAAAACAUGUUGCUGGACAGAUGCAGGGACCUUUUAGAUCAAGGAGGUCAACUGAAUGAGAAAAUAGAUGUUUCAAUUUAG
Molecule: messenger RNA, 600 nt
Organism: Lolium rigidum
Lineage: Eukaryota; Viridiplantae; Streptophyta; Magnoliopsida; Poales; Poaceae
Exons: 6
Coding region: 22-600 (192 amino acids)
Molecular function (GO): protein binding
Source: RefSeq, a predicted model, not a curated record